AUGAAUGUGGAAGAUCGCAAGAAAUUGGAAAUUAAAAUUGGUUUUAAAGUUGUGAAAAAGGCAAAUGAAGAUGAGGUACAGAAAGACACAGAAGAUGCUAAUAAACAGCUGGCAUCAGAAGAAAAAGAAGAUCAGCCUGGUGUAUCUCCAUCAAAUGAUGUUGGAUUUAAAAAGGUUUUUAAAUUAGUUGGAUUCAAAUUUACAGUUAAAAAGGAUAAAACAGAGAAAGCUGAACCUGUUCAGCUAUUGGAUGUAAAGCCAGAGGUUGCAGAAGGGUCAAGUGACGUAGCUGGAGACUAUAAACAACUCAUGACAGAGACAGUGGGAGAAGCCACACAAAGUGAAAUCACUGCCUCUGUAGACAAGACUGAGGAAGAAGCUGAGGAGAUGAAAGGAGAAACCUCCUCCGAGAAAGUAACAGAAAGCCCUGUGGAAGCAGAAAGCAAAGAGGCAGAAAUCAAAAACAAUGGGAUUAAAUCUCCAGAUUCUCCAGUAAGCCCAUCAACUGCUGAAACUGCAUCCACCUCUGAGAAAGUUUUUUACUCAGAGUUGGGCUGGGUUUAG
Molecule: messenger RNA, 564 nt
Organism: Protobothrops mucrosquamatus (brown spotted pit viper)
Lineage: Eukaryota; Metazoa; Chordata; Lepidosauria; Squamata; Viperidae
Gene: AKAP12
Product: A-kinase anchoring protein 12
Exons: 2
Coding region: 1-564 (187 amino acids)
Biological process (GO): signal transduction; regulation of protein kinase C signaling
Cellular component (GO): cytoplasm
Molecular function (GO): protein kinase A binding
Source: RefSeq, a predicted model, not a curated record